CGAAACCUUCGCGGGGUCUUCGCCUGCGCGUCUGGGUGAGGCGGGGGACUGAGCGGACCUUGGCGCACAACUGCCGGGAGUUCCGCUCCCCGGGGGCGCGAGUCGAGGGAACCCAGGUUAGAUACCCGCCGAGGCUUGGCGCGACCGGACUGUGCGGGGCCUCGGAAACCUCCAUCCUCUCAGUUCCGUGGCCUUCCUCUCCCGGGCCUGAGGUUGGCCGCGCCGGAGGCUGGGGUCCUUGGCUCCUCGCGAGUGGGAUUGCGGCCCUGUCCGCCGCCGUCUUCUCUCUCUCCAGGCUACGUCUAACGUUGCUGCCACCGGUAACCGCUCUCCUGGAGCUUGAAUUGGAAGCAGAGUCGUGCGUGGUCUCCGUCAUGGCAGAGCUGCUUCCAAAAGUAGCAAAGUGCUUUAGCAUCCACACCUCCUCCUUUGAGCUCUGAAAUCCUGGGGUCCUGGUGGGGCUGCAAGAUAUUUAUUCGCUUCCAUCGUAAAAGGAAACCGAAGCUCUUGGAGAACUCACUGCUUCAAGGCGACACGGCACCUGAAGAGGAAAACAUCUUGUGUCAAGAUGUCAGGUAUUGGAAAUAAAAGAGCAGCUGGAGAACCUGGCACCUCCAUGCCACCAGAGAAGAAGACAGCUGUUGAAGAUUCAGGGACCACGGUGGAAACAAUUAAGCUAGGUGGUGUCUCUUCAACGGAGGAGUUAGACAUUCGAACAUUGCAAACCAAAAAUCGCAAGCUGGCAGAAAUGCUGGAUCAACGGCAGGCCAUUGAAGAUGAGCUCCGUGAGCACAUUGAAAAACUGGAGCGAAGACAGGCCACCGAUGAUGCCUCACUACUGAUUGUCAACCGGUACUGGAGUCAGUUUGAUGAAAACAUCCGUAUCAUCCUUAAACGUUACGAUCUGGAGCAAGGCUUGGGAGAUCUCCUCACAGAACGAAAAGCCCUGGUUGUGCCUGAACCAGAACCGGACUCUGAUAGCAAUCAGGAACGGAAAGAUGACCGAGAGAGAGGGGAUGGGCAAGAGCCAGCUUUCUCUUUCCUUGCUACUUUGGCCAGCAGUUCCAGUGAGGAGAUGGAAUCUCAGCUUCAAGAGCGUGUGGAGUCCUCCCGUCGAGCAGUGUCCCAGAUUGUGAUGGUCUAUGAUAAGUUGCAAGAAAAAGUGGAGCUCUUAUCCAGGAAGCUCAACAGUGGAGAUAAUCUGAUAGUGGAGGAUGCAGUGCAGGAGCUGAAUUCCUUUCUCGCACAAGAGAACAUGAGGCUACAGGAACUGACAGACCUCCUUCAGGAGAAGCAUCACACCAUGUCACAGGAGUUUUCCAAGUUGCAGAGUAAAGUGGAGACAGCUGAGUCCCGAGUGUCUGUCUUGGAGUCCAUGAUUGAUGACUUGCAGUGGGAUAUUGACAAAAUUCGAAAGAGGGAACAGCGACUCAACCGACACUUAGCAGAAGUCUUGGAACGGGUGAAUUCAAAAGGUUAUAAGGUAUAUGGCGCAGGGAGCAGUCUCUAUGGAGGCACAAUCACCAUCAAUUCCCGUAAGUUUGAAGAAAUGAAUGCAGAGCUUGAAGAGAACAAAGAGUUGGCUCAGAAUCGUCACUGUGAAUUGGAGAAACUUCGGCAAGACUUUGAGGAGGUCACGACGCAAAAUGAAAAGCUGAAGGUGGAGUUGCGGAGUGCAGUGGAGGAAGUGGUUAAGGAGACGCCGGAGUAUCGCUGCAUGCAGUCACAGUUCUCUGUCCUGUACAAUGAGAGCCUGCAGUUGAAAGCGCACUUGGAUGAGGCUCGGACCCUGCUUCAUGGCACCAGGGGGACCCACCAGCGCCAGGUUGAGCUCAUUGAGCGAGAUGAGGUUAGUCUUCAUAAGAAACUGAGGACCGAAGUUAUCCAGCUAGAAGAUACCCUGGCCCAGGUCCGUAAGGAGUAUGAAAUGCUGAGGAUAGAAUUUGAGCAGACCCUUGCUGCCAAUGAACAAGCAGGCCCCAUAAAUCGGGAGAUGCGACAUCUUAUCAGUAGCCUUCAGAAUCACAAUCACCAGCUGAAAGGGGAGGUCCUGCGGUAUAAACGGAAACUGAGAGAAGCCCAGUCUGAUCUGAACAAGACACGUCUGCGCAGUGGCAGUGCCCUCCUGCAGUCUCAGUCUAGUACUGAGGACCCCAAGGAUGAGCCGGCAGAUGUAAAACAAGAUGCUGAGGACUUAGCUGCUCAGACCUCUUCAUCAAAGACAUCGCAGGAGGAAGUCAACGAAAUUAAGUCCAAACGGGAUGAGGAAGAGCGAGAACGAGAAAGGAGGGAGAAAGAGAAGGAGCGAGAAAGAGAGCGGGAAAAGGAAAAGGAGAGAGAACGAGAAAAGCAGAAAUUAAAAGAGUCAGAAAAAGAGAGAGAUUCUGCUAAGGAUAAAGAGAAAGGGAAACAUGAUGAUGGAAGGAAAAAGGAAGCAGAAAUUAUCAAGCAAUUGAAGAUUGAACUCAAGAAGGCACAGGAGAGCCAAAAAGAGAUGAAACUCUUGCUAGAUAUGUACCGCUCUGCCCCGAAGGAACAGCGAGACAAAGUUCAGCUAAUGGCAGCUGAGAAGAAGUCUAAGGCAGAGUUGGAAGAUCUGAGGCAAAGGCUCAAAGAUCUAGAAGAUAAGGAGAAAAAAGAGAACAAGAAAAUGGCUGAUGAAGAUGCUUUGAGGAAGAUCCGGGCAGUGGAGGAGCAGAUAGAAUACCUGCAGAAGAAGCUGGCCAUGGCCAAGCAGGAGGAGGAAGCUCUCCUCUCUGAGAUGGAUGUCACAGGCCAGGCCUUUGAAGACAUGCAGGAGCAAAAUAUCCGUUUGAUGCAGCAGUUGCGGGAAAAGGAUGAUGCAAAUUUCAAGCUCAUGUCAGAACGUAUCAAGUCCAACCAGAUCCAUAAGUUGCUUAAAGAAGAGAAGGAGGAGCUGGCAGACCAGGUUUUGACACUGAAGACUCAGGUUGAUGCCCAAUUACAGGUAGUAAGGAAAUUGGAAGAGAAGGAGCAUCUGUUGCAAAGCAACAUUGGCACAGGGGAGAAGGAGCUGGGUCUUAGGACCCAAGCUUUAGAGAUGAAUAAACGCAAGGCCAUGGAGGCAGCCCAGCUUGCAGAUGACCUCAAAGCACAAUUGGAGUUGGCUCAGAAGAAGCUACAUGAUUUUCAGGAUGAGAUUGUGGAGAACAGUGUCACCAAAGAGAAGGACAUGUUCAAUUUCAAACGAGCCCAGGAGGACAUCUCUAGACUCCGGAAGAAGCUGGAUACGACAAAGAAACCAGAUAAUGGACCCAAGUGUGAUGAAAUUCUGAUGGAGGAGAUUAAGGAUUACAAGGCACGCCUGACCUGUCCAUGUUGCAACAUGCGUAAAAAGGAUGCUGUACUUACCAAGUGUUUCCAUGUUUUCUGCUUUGAGUGUGUAAAGACACGCUACGACACCCGCCAGCGUAAAUGUCCCAAGUGUAAUGCUGCUUUUGGUGCCAACGAUUUCCACCGCAUCUACAUUGGUUGAUCCAAGCCAAGAGAAGAAGAGGGACUGGCUAAACAGGCACUUACUCAUUAACCACUGAACCGCUACCUCUUCUUUCCUUGACUGUCAGCUACGGGGCAGUUUGCCCUUCGCAGACUUUCCUUCACAGACUUUACAUCCAGGUUCUCCUCUUUAGUAGCUAGAUAACUUCAGGGGAAGGACUGGGAAAUGCAGAUCUUGGAUUUUAGAAUGAAUUAGAUGCAAACAACUCUUACUUGUUAUCCUUACCAGCUUUGGUUAUUUCCUGCUUUUAGACUUUUCAACAUUUUCUUCUUCAGGCUUACUGUAUAAUCUUGGAUUGUCCAUUCCUCCUGAAGAAGUUGGUAUUUUUGAUAUGCAAAAAGGGAACAAAGUGUAGAGACGUGACUUGGGGGGUGGUGAUCUUUUAGAGGUAAGUGAUCUAUGGGCACAAACUUUUCUUGAUUUGGGUAGUAAACUUUUUGUAAACCUGAGUUAUAAAAUGGUGUGAUUGUGCUACUCUUUCCUGGAUGGUUCGAGGCCUUAAUGAAAUUAUGUCCAGGAUCAUUCAGUCCAUUUCCAAUUCACUAGCAAAAUAUCUUGUUACGGUCAGCUGGGUUGUUGAAGUUACUUAAGGUUUGAAUGUUUUACUCAUCGAAGUCUUUAAAUUUCUUAAGGCCAGAAUAAUUUCAAGUUAUACAGCCCCUUUAAUCUUAUAAUGAAAUCAGGACUGGAGAGGAUGGGGAACAUGACUGAAAUGGUAAAGAGAGCUUCUGGGAACUCUUAAGGACUUAUACAGGGAGGCCUUGGUGAGCUGUGAAUUACUCUUGUCUUCUCCACAGGGAUUGUUGUGAUCCCUGUUUUCCAGAAGAUUCUCUGUAAUGUGUCUGUAAGACUUUGUAUUUCACUUCAAUUAAAGCAGGAUUCAGUUUGC
Molecule: messenger RNA, 4406 nt
Organism: Talpa occidentalis (Iberian mole)
Lineage: Eukaryota; Metazoa; Chordata; Mammalia; Eulipotyphla; Talpidae
Gene: RNF20
Product: ring finger protein 20
Exons: 20
Coding region: 569-3496 (975 amino acids)
Cellular component (GO): nucleus; HULC complex
Molecular function (GO): ubiquitin protein ligase activity; metal ion binding
Source: RefSeq, a predicted model, not a curated record